Pseudocercospora fijiensis CIRAD86 is the source of this 2202-nucleotide messenger RNA. RefSeq lists its product as uncharacterized. The transcript has 3 exons. The record is from RefSeq and is a predicted model, not a curated record. NCBI's taxonomy places the organism in Eukaryota, Fungi, Ascomycota, Dothideomycetes, Mycosphaerellales, Mycosphaerellaceae. Bases 483 to 1661 code for a protein of 392 amino acids.
UUUCGUCGUUCCUUCAAAGGCUGCGCUGCUGCUGCUGCCACUGCCACCACGCUCGUUUUGCUCUCUCGCUCGCGGCCCAGGUGCAAUCAUCCCGACCGUGCCGAACUGCUGGUAUCUCAUCUGCGUGCUCGCUGCACUGCACUGGAUCGUCUGAGCGCUUAAUAAUCUGUCAGCCUAGUAUUCUUGGGCAUCACCGGGAUACAGGCAUUCCAUCCAAGGACUUAAUAUUCAGCCUCUUUUCUUGUUCCGCUAAGCCAACAUUGGCGACCACAUUGACCAAGUCCGGGCACUCAUAAACACCUCGACACUUGGGCGCCGUCGGGAUCCAAUUUCCCUCCGAUCAUCGCCUUACACCGGACCGCAUAUAGCACCACACCUCAACCGCAAAGCUGGCGACGUCUGUAUAUGCAUCACCGCCUUUCUCGCCGUUGGCGUCGUCGAGGAAAGGGCAGCCAGCGUUUGGGGAUCGCGUCGAUUCUGUGAUGGACUACAAUGAUCCAUCACGACGGCAGUACGCGCAACAAGGUGCCUAUGCACCCCAGCAAUCGCAGAGCAGCGGCCAGUCUGGCAGCCAGUACGCAACUCCCGGCGGAUCUGUCGAACGUUUCCGACAAUCGACAUAUAUGCAACAGUCGCCCACCACAGUACCGUCAACAGGAAGAGCAAGCAGCGAUGCGCAGGUGUAUGGCUUUGCGCAAAGCUCCCAGUAUGGUCCUGCAGCAUCUGCAGCUGCACAAACGAUGCAGUACGCGACCGACUUGCAGAGCCCGGCAGAUCCGCGGUCGCAGGACACUCAGCAGUACUCGCAGUAUGGAUCCAACGUUAUGUAUGGCAUGUCGCAGUCAGCACAGUCGGCGACGCAGUCACCUUACGAGCAGGUAUCACGCUACUCCCAAAGACCCGGCACAGCUUCCGAGACACUGGCUUCCCAAUUCGGGGUUGCGCAAACCGCCGCACAGUACUACCUUGCAGGACAGUCGCUACCGAGCGCGACGGCGCCCGAACUGGCAGCACCGCACUUGCCCUCUCAAUACCCGCAAUCUGCUUACGCCGAAGCUGGACCUUCAUCGACUUACGCCAGCGCAGCGAUGCUCGAUCCUACACAACCAGGCGCGUAUUCGUACACCACGGCUGCCACGCAGUAUGCGCCAAAUUCAUCGACGUCGGUCGAUCAGGCCUUCAGCAACUACCAGCAUAAUAUUCGCACCAUUUUUUCGAACGUGCGGGAAGGGACGUUGCGAGACCUCGGCGGGCACUUGCUCGAGGUUUCGCACUAUCUCCUGGGCAACGCAGAAGCUCUAGGACUUACCAGAGAUGACGAUAACCUGCACGAUGAGCGCAUUCGUCUCUGGGACGAGUUCAAUCGAGCUUGGCUCGCUACAUUGCAAAAGCAGUUCGACGUGACCCAAGAAUGGAUACGAUCGGGUGGCGGUCGUGAUUCACCCAGUAUCAUGAGCCAGCAGGUAUUGGAGCAUCUGUCGCGUGAGCUUGUCAGGCUUUGCGACAGCAUUGAAAAACACGGUCUGGUCGAUUACCAAAUGGGCGUGGCAGAGGAAGAGAUCAUGGAUCUGCUGCUCCGCUGCCUCAGCCUCUUGGACCCCGAGAGCGCUACUGCCGGGGCAGAAUCUUCUGCAUCGGCUUCUGCUGCAAGAGAACGAUAGCACCCCGACAGCCUGGGAGAUUUUUUUCGCGACUCAUGACGAUUAUAGCUGAUAAUCAAUUGAUCGCCUUUUUUUCCUUGGCAUCCACCGCGGCCAAUAAUGGAGUUCUACUACACGAUCUGGCUCACGCCAUGCACCAACAUCAACUUUUGCUUAUUACGGGCGCGCUAAUCCGGCCGCGCACACUCUACUGCUACUGCUACGCGCUUUUCUUUACUACUACUACAAGAUACCACUACUACUAUUGGGGGCGGCUUUCUGUAUGCAUUUGAUGGCCGGCGACGAGCAUGAAGGGACGACUGGUUUUUUAUUAAUCAUAGCAUUUACAAGGCGAAAAGGAUGAAACAUGGGAAAGAGAAUACUGCUGUUUGCUGUAUUCACCAGAGAGGGCAACCAUCAUUUUCUGGCUGGUCCAAAAAUGGCGCGCGCCGGGUUUUGCAUUAUGACGACAUUUUGCGGCAGGACAAGAUGUACUGUAGAUAAUACUAUCCAAAAGCGUGGACCUGUGCGACGUGUUCGCGUUCGCUGUCCUUUUUGCUUG